AAGCUUUGACGCUGGUUCUCAAUUCAGUGUAAAAAUGGACCUUGAUAAACAUCUGAUGUUUAUAUUUUUGUGUAUCAGUGAGGGACGAUUCGACGAUUAGAUUAAGUAAACGAUUGUAAGAUGAAGACGACUAAGUAAUAUGAAUGGAAUAAGUACUGUAUUUUGAAGAGAUGGAAAACAGUUUCAAGGUUAGAAAAUAAAUUUCUCUUUAAGAUUGUUUGAAAUUCAAAUAUACCAAAAACUGUUUAAAGCUUCAAGGCUAAUGUUGGAAAAUCGUGUAAAUAUUUUUCUGUUAAAUUAUUGUUUGUUUAAUAAUGUGCACUGGUACUGAUUAAUUUAUGUCAUAGGUUCCUCAAAUUACAUUACCUUAUUUGGUUUCAAAAAUUCUUAACGUCCAAAUAACUAUUGUUUUCGUCUCAAAUGGAUGAUCUAACUAAACAAAUUGAAGAGAUAGAAACCUUGACAGCAAUUUAUGGUGAUGAAUUACAAACGGAGGAUGAAGAAAAUAGAUCUUAUAGUAUUAAAAUCUCUGAUAAUCGUAAUAAGAAUCUGUAUGUGAAGCUAUAUUUUAAACUGCCUGAAGAUUAUCCUACCAUGUCCCCUCCAACAUUUGAGAUUUCGGCUCCGCACUUGAAGAAAAAUCAAAAAGAACAACUUUGUCAUGCUCUUGAAGAUGUUUACUUAUCAAACAUUGGGGAUACUGUUAUUUUUCAAUUUAUAGAAAAAAUAAGAGAGGAAUUCUCAUCAUCUUUAGAACUGGAAGAUCAGUUGAAAGAUCUCACAAUUUCAAAGCCUAUACCGAUUGAAAAUGAUAAUGAAGAUCGCUUAUUUGAAUGUCCAGAAAUUAUUCAUGGUGAGACAAUGAUUGAUAGAAAAAGCUCAUUUCAAGGCCAUACUGCUACAGUUUUUUCUGUUGAACAAGUUAGACAAGUAAUUAAUAAGCUCAAGGAAAAUAAAAAAAUUGAGCAUGCAACUCACAACAUAUCUGCAUAUAGGAUAUAUAAUGAAAGUAAUAAUAGUUUUAUACAUGACUGUGAUGAUGAUGGAGAAACUCAAGCUGGAAGUAGAUUGUUACAUUUGUUAGAGAUUAUGAAUGUUAAAAAUAUUGUAGUAAUCGUAUCACGAUGGUAUGGUGGGAUACAUCUGGGACCAGACCGUUUCAGACACAUUAAUAAUGCUGCUAGACAGGUUCUCACAGCAGCAAAUUUGAUACCAAUCACUAAAAAGUAAUGUUAAUACCUUAGAUUACUUGUUACUAUGGAUGUUUAAGUCCUCGCAAGCAUGUACAUAUAAAAGUUGUUAAAGGGAGAA
Copidosoma floridanum is the source of this 1311-nucleotide messenger RNA. RefSeq names its product protein IMPACT-like. Gene Ontology annotation, biological process: GCN2-mediated signaling; regulation of translational initiation. Lineage: Eukaryota; Metazoa; Arthropoda; Insecta; Hymenoptera; Encyrtidae. Gene Ontology annotation, molecular function: protein binding. Gene Ontology annotation, cellular component: cytoplasm. The record is from RefSeq and is a predicted model, not a curated record.